CAACCUUUUGCAUUUCCGGCUCUUUCCGGCGAAAACGUCCGUUAACCUAGUAGCUUUAUAUUAUAUAUUUUAAAUAUUAAUUUUAUAAUGGCCGUUGGUGAUUUAAAAACUGAAGCAGGUAUUACCCAAUUGAACAGUUAUUUAGAAGAUAAGAGCUAUUUAAGUGGAUACCAGCCCACCCAAGUAGAUAUACAAACUUUGAACAGCAUUGGAAAGGCCCCAGGUGCAAAUUUUCCUCAUGCACUGAGAUGGUACACUCAUAUUAAGUCCUUCACACAGGCAGAACAAAAAAAUUUUCCUUCCGGAACACCAAUAUCCUUGGGAAGUGCUGCUCCUGCAUCACCUUUGAAAACUGCUGCACCAACAACAAAACCACAGUCAGAAAAAGAGGAAGAUGAUGAUGUCGACUUAUUUGGAUCGGAUGAAGAAGAUGAAGAGGCUGCAAAGGUCAGGGAAGAACGUUUGAAAGCAUAUGCUGAUAAAAAGUCAAAGAAACCUGCCCUUAUUGCUAAAUCCAGCAUAGUUUUGGACGUAAAACCUUGGGACGACGAAACUGAUAUGAAAGAAAUGGAGAAAAAUGUUAGAAGUAUUGAAAUGGACGGUCUUGUUUGGGGAGCUUCCAAAUUGGUACCUGUUGGAUAUGGAAUAAAUAAACUACAGAUUAUGUGUGUUGUUGAAGAUGAUAAAGUUUCUGUUGACCUUUUAACUGAGAAAAUUCAGGAAUUUGAAGAUUUUGUCCAAUCUGUUGAUAUUGCUGCUUUUAAUAAGAUUUAAAAUGUUUCCAAUAUGAAAUAAAUAUUUUUAAACGCA
Molecule: messenger RNA, 810 nt
Organism: Agrilus planipennis (emerald ash borer)
Lineage: Eukaryota; Metazoa; Arthropoda; Insecta; Coleoptera; Buprestidae
Product: elongation factor 1-beta'-like
Exons: 2
Coding region: 88-774 (228 amino acids)
Biological process (GO): translational elongation
Cellular component (GO): eukaryotic translation elongation factor 1 complex; cytosol
Molecular function (GO): guanyl-nucleotide exchange factor activity; translation elongation factor activity
Source: RefSeq, a predicted model, not a curated record